Pectinophora gossypiella (pink bollworm) is the source of this 1980-nucleotide messenger RNA. RefSeq names its product lariat debranching enzyme (gene ldbr). Gene Ontology annotation, molecular function: RNA lariat debranching enzyme activity. The transcript is spliced from 5 exons. Bases 155 to 1654 code for a protein of 499 amino acids. Gene Ontology annotation, biological process: mRNA splicing, via spliceosome. Gene Ontology annotation, cellular component: nucleus. Lineage: Eukaryota; Metazoa; Arthropoda; Insecta; Lepidoptera; Gelechiidae. The record is from RefSeq and is a predicted model, not a curated record.
UGGUGGUGAGCGUCGCAGAGUUGUUUAUUUCGUUUUAAUUAUUUGAUUUUAGUUUUUCUGUGAGUAAGCUAGAGUAAUCACGUUUAUAACUACAUCCGUAAUUAAAUCGGUUUAGAAAUAAUUACCUUGUAAACUUAGUAAGUGGUGUAUAAAAAUGAAAAUCGCAGUGGAAGGUUGUGCUCAUGGUGAAUUGGAAAAAAUCUAUGAAUGUAUUGAAACUUUACAAGUGAGGGAACAUAUAAAGGUUGAUUUACUGAUUUGUUGCGGGGACUUUCAAUCUGUUCGCAAUGGCGAAGAUAUGAGAGCCAUGGCUGUGCCAGAUAAAUAUCAGCACAUGUGUACCUUUCACAAAUAUUACAGCGGUGAAUUAAGGGCGCCUAUAUUGACGUUAUUCAUUGGUGGGAAUCAUGAAGCAUCUAAUUAUUUACAAGAGCUCCCUUACGGCGGCUGGGUUGCCCCGAAUAUUUACUAUUUGGGCAGAGCCGGCGUCGUCCAAUUUGGAAAUUUGAGAAUUGGAGGUAUGUCAGGAAUUUAUAAAGGUCAUGAUUAUUUACAAGGCCUUUGGGAGAGCCCUCCAUACUCACAGAAUUCAUUGCGUUCAGUAUAUCACGUGAGAGCCUUUGAUGUCUUCCGGCUUACACAAGUCAAAGAUAAGGUGCAUAUUAUGCUUUCGCAUGAUUGGCCUCGGGGCAUAACAGACUAUGGUAACAAAGAGAAUUUACUGAAACGGAAACCUUUUUUGAGGGAAGAUGUUGAAGCCAACCAGUUAGGCAGUGUGCCAGCUGAAAGGUUACUUCAUUUACUGAAGCCAGAAUACUGGUUUGCUGCACAUUUACAUUGUCAAUUUGCUGCUAUUGUGAAUCAUGAAGAAGGCAAAGAAACAAAAUUCUUAGCCUUAGACAAAUGUUUACCUAAAAGAAGGCAUUUGCAGAUAGUAGAAGUGCCAUCAGAGUAUGAUGGUGAUAAGAUGUUGAAGCAUGAUGCAGAAUGGCUGGCCAUCCUGAAAAAUACAAACCACCUUUUAACAGUAAAGAAUGUAGACUGCCACAUGCCUGGGCCUGGUGGUAAUGAGAAAUACAUUUUCACACCAACCAAAGAGGAAAAGGAAGCUAUAAUCCACAUAAUGGGAGACAUGACAAUCUCUGAAGAGAGUUUUGUUAGAACUGCACCGGUUUACAAACCUAAUGCUCCUAAAAGACCCCCAACUGAUCCCAUAACAAAUCCACAAACUGUGACAUUGUGUGAAAAAUUGGGUAUUGAUGAUCCGUUGCAAGUUGUGCUGGCGAGGUCAGGACGGAAGAUGAGACAACCUUAUGUAGAAAGUGUAAAAUCACCAUCACCACCUAAAACAUUUACACCAAUCAAAACAAAAAUGUCUUUGCCGGCACCUGUGACACCCAGUGAAUGUGACAGUAUGGAAGUAUUACAAGGCAAUUCUAUUCUUUCAUUGGAAAAUACAUCUUUUUUAUCUGAGAGUGCCUGCAGUAGCACUGCAGAUUGUCCCACUCCCAUGUCAGAAGGUCCAAAGAAAACAUUUAAGAGACGUAACUUGGCCCUGUACACUUCGGAUGCAGACGACAGUGUGAGCACUACAUCAAGCUCUUUAGUGGAAUCUGAUAGUCCACGGAGUAGCAAAUGUUUUAAAGAUAAUUAAAUAGCAAAUGCUAGGAAAUUUAUAAAUUUAAGCAUAAUAUAGUAUGUAAUGGCAAAUGUUUAGUGACAUGUAUAAUUAAUUAAUGAAUUCCAUUAUGAUUUGUCAUGUGUAAUUAAUUAAUUAUUGUUUUUGUAUUAAUUAAUGCAAAAUGAAAUAGUCAAGACAAAUAUUUUUUUAAUUGAACACUCAUGUUUAUGAAACUAUGAAUAAGUAUCAAACAAUUAGGUAUAAUAUAACUUUCUGUGUACAUUGUACAUAAUAUGAAAAAAUAUGUUUGACAUGUUAUGGAAAUGACUUUUGGCAAUAAAAUACUGUGCAAUGUUAAA